Molecule: messenger RNA, 2774 nt
Organism: Botrytis deweyae
Lineage: Eukaryota; Fungi; Ascomycota; Leotiomycetes; Helotiales; Sclerotiniaceae
Exons: 4
Coding region: 154-1683 (509 amino acids)
Biological process (GO): glutathione biosynthetic process
Cellular component (GO): cytosol
Molecular function (GO): glutathione binding; ATP binding; glutathione synthase activity
Source: RefSeq, a predicted model, not a curated record
AGCAGAAGACCACCGAUAUCAUUAUCAAAUCUUCUCAACCUCGAUCCCAUAGACAUCAUCUACGUGUUUAUCGUCGUUUUCCUAGGACAACAUAACCUUUCAUAUCAACCAUACACUGAUUCCCUCAAUCAACCUUCGAAACUGUAGCUCAUCAUGACAUCUUCAUAUCCUCCCGAGAUUUCGACAAAAGAAUCAGAACAACUUCUCGUAACCAUCAAAGAUUGGUCUAUAGCUCAUGGAUUGGCUGUAAGGCCUCCACCGACAUUUUUGCCUACAGAAGCAGAUCCUCAUGGUGUCUUAGCAACUACUGCUCCAGUCACUCUCUUUCCAAGUCCCUUUCCUCGAAUAUGCUUUGAGCAAGCCAAAUCGGUCCAGAAAGCUUAUAAUCUCUUAUACGCAUCGAUUUCUCAAGAUGAGGCCUUUCUUAAAGAUAUCGUUCAAGAAAUCCUUGAAGUAGAUGACUUCAUCGCCGAACUUUGGCGUGUUCAUGUAAAAGUCAAGAGUGAAGGUUAUGUUCAGAAUCUUUCUUUGGGCCUUUUCCGAUCAGAUUACAUGGUUCAUCAGGAAACAUCGGAUGCAACGCCUACGAUUAAGCAGGUCGAAUUCAAUACUAUUGCUUCUUCAUUUGGAGGAUUAUCCUCUCAAACUUCACAAUUGCAUAAAUAUCUUUCCUUGGGUGAUUAUAAUCUUUUCAAUAAGGAUGCAACUAAAUCGUUAAAUCUCCCUGAGAAUACAAGUACCAGAUCAUUAGCAUUAGGAUUGUUAUCGGCUUUUGAACACUAUAAGGGAGCCACUCCCAACUCUGACUACGAUUACUGCACAAUCUUCUUGGUUCAAACACCAGAAAGAAAUAUCUUUGAUCAAAGACACCUUGAAUAUGAACUUCAAAAGCACGGCGUCCCAGUAUUUCGACUAGCAUUUUCAGAGGUUCUCGCACACACCACAAUAGCCCAGACUCCAAAGAGAGAGUUGUUAUAUUCACCACCAAGUAAUCCCUCGAAGAAAUUUGAGGUUGCUGUGGUCUAUCUCCGUGCGGGAUAUGGUCCCCAAGAUUACUCAACUGAAUCCGCUUGGGAAGGUCGUUUUCAAAUCGAGCGGUCAAAUGCAAUUAAAUGCCCAUCAAUUUUGACUCAAUUGGCUGGAGCCAAGAAAGUUCAACAAGUACUUGCUACACCAAGAACUCCCUCUACACCUUCAAUCCUGGAUCGUUUCAUCAAGACAAAUGAUGCAGAUCUCGAGAAACUGGAAGACACAUUUACAAACAUCUUUCCACUCGAUGAAACUCCAGCAGGACUCGAAGCUCGUAAAAUCGCUGUCGAUCCAGAACGCUGUAACGGAUAUGUCCUCAAACCUCAAAGAGAAGGUGGCGGUAAUAACACCUACCGCUCCGCAAUCCCUCCGUUUCUCAAGUCCCUUCCGGAGUCUCAUUGGAAAUCCUUCAUCCUGAUGGAAAUCAUCACUCCCCCACCUGUCCACAACAUGAUUUUGAGAAACGGUAUUAUUGAAAAGGGUGGUGUAAUCUGUGAACUUGGUAUUUACGGAACAUGUCUAUGGGAUCAAACAACCUCGCAAAUCUUACAUAACGAGGAAGCAGGAUAUCUUCUCCGAACAAAGGGUGAUAAGAGUGAAGAGGGUGGUGUGGCUGCUGGUUUUGGGUCUAUGGAUAGUGUGGCUCUUGUUUAGUAUCUCGGGCUAGGUAUCCUCACCUGCAAUACAGCCAAGAUUUAGAAUCGAGAGGAUUAGAUACGGCGACCUAAACACACGCUCCAAACAUAUAUUCAGCCACACUUCAAUCAGGUCCAUCUAUCCAUCCUAGCCCUGCUUUGAGACUCGAGGCAAAAACUGGGUACGGUGACCUGAACAAACCUAGCAUGCCCAGUUGUCCCACGCAUAGCUUCAGCCACAAAUCAUUCAGGAGUUUCUUCGGCAAACUCAUUAAGCAGGCGUCUAAACUAGACCGGAAUCUCAUAUGACGCGUUAGAAUUAUUCUUCAUUCGAGCACGCUUCUCGCGCUUAAUAGAAGGCCGUCAGCCCAAUUAGUAAUCCAGGGAAACCUUAGUAGCCGCAUUCCCGGUGAAACUUAUGAACUCGCUUACAACGGCAUGCCUCCUUUUAUACCAUCACCAUUGUUGUCGCUGAACAUUUUUAUCAUCCUUUACAUACCGUUUUACUUUAUUUUUUUAUUUUUUAUUUUUGCUUCUACUGUACGUGUGUGAAGGAGUUCCACAGGCGUCAUCUGUGCUAUGUUCUUUUCGUGAACCUUAUCAAAGUAAAUGUUUAUGGGCGCCAAGGAAACUAGCUUUCAAGCUGGGGGCUACACGAUUCCUAUUCCCGGUACAGGAACAAAACUCAGGUCCCGUUACAUGCACUCCAGAGAUUAACAGACUCAAGGAUGUACCGGAUAAGUAAAUCACACGAAGGUAAACAUAAAGUUUUGAAUCAUCAUAUAUUCAUGCCGAGACUUCCACGGGUUGAGAUGACGCAAGUCUCCAUUUCUUAGAGUUUUUGAGAAUAGAUAGGUGAUCGUUUUUGAGAUGGCGAAUCAAAAAAUGGUAAAUAUUGUGAACAUUUCUUGACCUCUGUAUCUUCAUCAAGAAUUUUGUUGGCGUUCUUCUUAUCAUGUCCGUAUUUGCGUCUAGUAAAGUACCAUCGUCAAAUCAACCAAGUCAAAGGCCAACAAGGUAGUUGUUUGUUUUCCGAAUUUAAAUCGAUACUCAAUGGUUCCAUAAGAACGCUCUGUACUGAAUGAGACUAUGGCAUGAAAAGUGAAAUCA